UUAGAUAAAAAUUUCAAAAAUUGUUUACAUAAGCUAAAUGUAAUUAAAAGUUAUAUAUCUUUAAAACUAGACGUUUCUGUACAUUCGCCUUUAUGGGAUUUGAUUACAUUUAGAAAAAACUACGUGUCUGCAAAAUUUUAUAAAAAUUAGAGGGUUGGAUAUGGAAGUCUUAUCAAUUAAGAUUUUAGACGUAUUCUGCAUAUGCUUUGACUAUUUGUUGAUCAGUUGACGAGUAUGGCUCAUCGAACAGUGUGCGCAAUCCAGUUUUGCGUCCCGCUUUUGGUUUGUUUAAAUAAAAAUUUUUAUACUCAUCUUCUAUUAAAAAUUUUUAUACUUAUCUUAUUUUUAAUAUAUUUUAGUGUUCAUAUGGCAUGAAACAAUUUGAAUUACAUUGAUUCGAUAAUGUUUGUAUUAAAUCGGCAUUAUUAAUUGCACACUUGAAAAUGAUCUAAAACUAAGGUUGAAACGUUGUAAUAUUAAUAAAUCUGACUAAUUUAGUCAAUAUAUUAUUCUCUUUGUUUUUUAAUCUUUAUAUUGUAAAUAUUUACGAUAUUUUUAUUAGUUAUUGAAUUAUCAAUUGCUUUUCACAGUAUUACAGCUAAUUUUAAAUAACUUUUUGUAUUUAAUGUUUUUACCACUUUUAUAUUUUAAUAUUUUAAAGGAGAUUUUUUGUGAAAGAUUUUUGCUUAUAUUUUUGUUUAUAUUUUUCCGUUGGUUAUUUCAAAUUCAGUGCGAAGCAGCAUCAAUCCAAGAUCAAAAGACCUUGCUUUGAAAGUGUUUGAAGAAAAAACUUUUUUAUGAUUUAUAUCUUUUGUAUCCCUUUUUAAAAAUCUGUUUGACUACAAAGAAGUUGUUUUUAUAAGAUGUUUAUAGUGCUUCUAAAUUUAUGGUUGAGCGUUUGUACGAUAAAUAUCAUUAAACAAAAUUAUUAAAAAAAAAAAGUUAAAAGUGCCAAGUGUGUCUGUGUGCUUCUUUAAGAAAAAUAAUUGACGCGAGAUUGUCAGAUCUCAAUAACGGUUCAACCGAUCGAAUUCUAACUAGACUCAAUCGAAAGCUAAGGGCCACUUGCACCAAGCUCUGAUUAACCUAAUCGUUGAUUAAAGGGUUACAAACUUGAGAACGUAAUGCAGUGUGACCAAUUGUACUUCUAGCGAUAUCAAGUAUUCUCUAUAUGAAUGACAGCGAUCUAACGCAAAGUCAUUUGUUAUUUUCAAUUCUCGAUAAUUAGAUUGAAAUCUAGCGAUAAGCGUAUGCAUGUUAUAUAUGUAAUACUUAUACAUGGCCAAUCCCUGUAGGUGGGAGAGCGAAAACAUCACGGUGCAGACGAUAUCGUUCUCUCUCUGUCUAUUUGUGUACUUCAUUCGCGACGCGCGUGCGCGAAUGGUCGAGCAUGCGCAUCGCGAACGAAGUACACAAAUAGAUAGAGAAAAUAAUAUCGUCAGCACUGUGAUGUUUUCGCUCUUUCACCUACAGGGAUUGGCCAUAUAGAAGUAUUACAUAUAUGAUGCAUGUAAGCAAGUGUCAGCUGAUAAUAGUGAGAAACGAACAGGGUUAACAACGUAUCUUACAUGAAAAUUUUGAUAUUUGUCUUUGUAUCGCGAUAUCUCAGCUCGUAGGACGUGUAAAGAAAAAUUAAAACAGUUUUAUUAUAUAAUUCAAACUUAAGUUAUCGAUUGAGCUCACUCAAAACUUGAUCAGUUCAGUCGUUAUUGAAAUCUAGUAAUUGAAAUCUAGUAAAUCUCAUAUGUUCGCAAAUGCUUGCAAGUCGUCAUCUUUCAUAAAGAACACGAUCCGUCUUGCGCUGCUUGUUUACUUGGUACGAGACACUACCAUAAUUCUCAAGAAUGUUUAAAAAAAAAAUAACAGACAUAGACACAAAAUUACCUUACAACGGACGAAAUGUUCGGCGAAAUUUAAAAUUUACAGAAAUCCCAAUUUCUACAAUGAAAACUAAAAGACUCAUCAGAGUUAGUAUGGAUAAUAUAAAUAAUGAUCCAAGAGAAAAAAAAUCAUGUUCAUUUACGAGAGAAAGUUUCUUAGUGCCCCCGAAUACCAUAAAAGAAUUAUAUAUUAAAAACAGAUUCAAACGAAAUAAGGACGAAUUAUGUCAAUUCCGGAUUUCAACAAUGGAUUCUGACAACAUAAACACGAAGAUUCCUAAAAUAUUGGAAAACAAUUCGUCUCUAAUAGAAAGUAUUAAUUCAAACACUGAUUCUCAGUCUUCGGUACUCAACUCUGCUGAUGCCAUCGUACGUAUGGAAAGGAACAAAACAUUAAUCAUACCGAGUAUAUCGUCGCAGACACUUAACACGAAUGAACAAUCUGGCAUAAACAUUUUGCAUUCUCCUCACUCAGAUCUCGCAGACACGAAUAGUGAUACGGCAAAAAUCUCAGAAAAUUUACAUUCUAAUGAGAAUCCGAAUAUUAUUAAUAUUUGUCAAAAUCGAAGCCAUAAUAACAAGCUUAAUGACGCUACUAAUGGAUCGCAGUUCUUUGUGGGUGAUAUGAAUGCGAAAAUAAAUGCUGAUCUGCACAAUGGUAACGAUGUAAAUCAAAACAUUUAUUGCACAGAUUUACCUGAUGCAGAAAAGGUAGAAGAGAUUUGUUCAAUUAAUAUUGAUAAAGACGAAUGUCUAGCUACAAAUAUUUAUCAAGAAGGUUUACAUUUGUCUCUGCGAACCGUUAAAACGUUAAGCGAGUCGUGCUUGAAUUCACAGCAUGAUACUAACGAUGAUGGUCAUGUGACUCUUAGUAAAACGGAAUUUACUGCUUUUGCAUCUAAACUGGAACAUCUCGUCAAUAGGCUGGAAGAAGAUACGGCUAGUCUAAAGUUAAUACUAACUAGCAUUAAUAAUAUGUUAUCUGUACCAAAUGUGGCAAGUAGAGAAAUUAAAGACAAUAAUAAAGCUGAGAUUAAACAAACGAUGGAAGUAACAAAGAAUAUAAAUGAUAAUAUAAAAGUGAUGGAUAACAUGGAUAAAUUAUCAUGUAUAACAAUUGUUAACAUUAAUACGGAACACAAUAAUGUUUCAAAGAAAAUUUGUAGAACGCUCGAUGUUAGAAAAUCUGAAUCAUUAAAAACAAAUGUAACGCAACUGAUGAAUCAAACAUAUGUUGCUUCUGGAGCCUCUUCUAAUAAAGAAAAUGAAGAUACUUUGAAUUCAUCAAUGAUGAAUCAGGAUAAAGAAUCUAAAUCCGGAGCAAAGAGGCGUUCCGCGCGCUUAAUGAAAAAGGUUUUGAAUGACUUGAACGUUUCGAACGAUAGCUUCGUGAAAUUGGAAAAUGAAUUAGAUAUUACCAUGAAAUUAAAUACGCCAAUUAAACCGCUCGCGAAUCGCACGCCCGCAAAGACUAGAUACAAAGAUAAGAUGGGAAGGCCUUUACAGGAGUAUAUGAACAUGAAAUCCCAUUUAAGUUGUUUGUUGACUCCUAAUAUCAAUCGAUUUAAUUCCUCGGAGUCGAAAAAUAAUGUAAAACGCGAUACUGAUAAUACGAAAACUGUGGUAUCAGACAAGUUACUUGAAGAACUUUAUAAUUUAUAUGAAAAUUCGCACUACCAGACAAGGAAGCGAAAGAUGUUGCGAAAGGCACUAUCUUUCAAAACAUUCAGGAAUUUGCCGCGUUCACGGAAGUCCCAAAUAACUUCCGUGAGCUUAUAAAAUCUCGAUACGGAACUGCUUCCGGGUUGUUCCGUAUCGAAAUAACACCUUACGCAGCACAAGUAAACCGCGUUCCAAUCGAAACGCCUAGCCUCGCGGAAGCUGCUAACAUCCGAUCACUAGCCACUCGAAAUUGCGCCACACAAUCGAAUAUGAGCAUGAAUGCGUCGUGACCGGGCGGAGAGAGUAAACAUAUUUGUGCUAUUGCGGACUACGUCUUAUUACGAUCGCGGACACCCAACCCGCAGUCCAUUCGAGCGAGCGAACAGCUGAUUGUAAUGAACAAUAAAGACCGAGUUGUUGUAACAGUGGAA
This is a messenger RNA of Monomorium pharaonis (pharaoh ant), 3973 nucleotides long. Its product is annotated as E3 ubiquitin-protein ligase BRE1. The transcript has 4 exons. Lineage: Eukaryota; Metazoa; Arthropoda; Insecta; Hymenoptera; Formicidae. The record is from RefSeq and is a predicted model, not a curated record. Bases 1845 to 3659 code for a protein of 604 amino acids.